AUGAAAAAAAAAAUCUUCGUCAAACAAGGAACUGGGGAAUAUUUAUCUACCGAAAAAGAUUAUUGCAUCGAAGAAGACUUAUUUAAAUCUUCCCAACAUCUACGCAAUAUUUUUCUUUCUUUUGUUUUAUAUUUAAUUGAAUGCAAGAUGGCUGAAACAAGAAGUAUGAAGCGGGGUAACACCAACAACUCUCAAGAUACAAAAGGCGCCCCGUUCUCCUCAAAAGACCUCAGUUAUCUCAACAAACUCCCCAGUAUUGCACCAAACUAUGGCCGAAAACAUUACAGCGUCUGUUACAUCUUAAAGUCAAAAAUUUCACGGGUUUUGCUUUACGACAACAUUACACAACAGCGAAUGCUCGAUCGGAAACUGAAUCUCCUUGGAGGAGAACAGCGGAGAGUUAUGCAAUUACUCGACUACCACCGGAAAUUGUUCGAAAAUCAAAAAAACCUUAAGCAUAAGCGUUUGACAUCCCAUGCUCGAUCGCCUGUUACUCAAUUCGAAGAAACUAAACGAGUUCAGCCCGAAGUAAUGACAGAGGGUUACCAACAACAGAGGCUACCUGAGAUUGUAUCCGGCUGCUCCAGUUUCUCUUGUGCCUUAAAUCCGUCGGUAAGCUCCCAGGACACUGCCAAGUAUUCGUCUCUUCCGCAUGAUAAAGAGUUCCGGGCAUGUUCGCAAGCAUAUUACGACCAAAUGACGAAAUCAGGCGGGAGUCUGACACGGAACGUAGACAACAGCAAUGGCGAUAAUCAUAAUAAUUUUGCUGAUAGUGCUCCUGUUCUCAGCUCUUUUAAAUCUCAAGCUAAAGAGAUAAAGAUGAAGUUUUCGAAUUACGAUUCUGACAUUCGUUUCGUUUCAUUAGAAAAACUCUUGUCUCCAAUGGAUAAAAUCUCAUCAAGCCACGUAAAAUGUCAAGUAACAUUUCCAAUGAAAACUAAAGACUCUUAA
Acanthosepion pharaonis is the source of this 951-nucleotide messenger RNA. NCBI's taxonomy places the organism in Eukaryota, Metazoa, Mollusca, Cephalopoda, Sepiida, Sepiidae. The record is from the annotation of a GenBank genome assembly.